AUGACAAUUGGUAUCCGUUCCAGUAUUGAAAACGUGAUGUCGGGGUCAAUGAAGUCGUUCCCCCAACCCAGUGCCAGAAGAAAUUUGGAAUCACCAAAUGCUGGGAUCACAAGGACCAAGCAGCAUCCCGGCAAAGCCGUACCCCGCAAUGCGCAUUCUAUUGAUUCAAGCACAACAUUUAAGAAG
Darwinula stevensoni is the source of this 186-nucleotide messenger RNA. The record is from the annotation of a GenBank genome assembly. Lineage: Eukaryota; Metazoa; Arthropoda; Ostracoda; Podocopida; Darwinulidae.